AUGGCUGGGAUGUGGCGUUACAUGGUGGCAGUAGUUUUGUUGGUGUGUGUGGGACUAUGGGGGAGCACAGAAGCCGUGGGGGGGGCUAAGAGUCGACCGCGACCCCAAAGACGACCUCCCAAGAAGCCAAAGGUUAACCCUAGUGACCAGAUCCCACCCGUACAAAACAUAGACAUACAACAGAUGGGAGGGACGUGGUACCUGCUCACCUCAGCCUCCAAGUGCUCCUACCUGAUGAAACAUGGAACCAAGGUGGAACCUACAGUCAUGAUCCUCUCUACCCCCUCCACCCCUAAUGGACCACUGUCUGUUAGCACUAAAACACGCCAUAAUCACCAGUGUUGGGAGAUAUUACAGGUCUACAAUCUCACCCCAACCCCGGGACACCUAACACUUAAAGGCCUCCGCCCUGAGCUGGACACUGACAUUGUGAUCCGUGAGACAGACUACACCUCUUAUGCUAUCAUAUAUUAUCAGAAACUUGGAAAGAUCACCAUGAAGCUCUAUGCCAGAUCUGUAGAUGAUCUGUCAGAGCCUGUGUUGGCCAAGUUUGAGGAGCUUGCUGAGAAACAGGGAAUGGGACUGGCCUACCUCUUCCCCUUUCCUACCUACAGUCAUUGUGGUUCUGUGGAAAAGGAUUAUGUCAUCAGGCAGGCCAUGAUUGAUUCCAUGGUCUAUGAUAGUGACCUGGAUUUCAUCUGA
This is a messenger RNA of Myripristis murdjan (pinecone soldierfish), 702 nucleotides long. RefSeq names its product complement component 8, gamma polypeptide (gene c8g). Gene Ontology annotation, cellular component: extracellular exosome; membrane attack complex; blood microparticle. NCBI's taxonomy places the organism in Eukaryota, Metazoa, Chordata, Actinopteri, Holocentriformes, Holocentridae. The coding region runs from base 1 to 702 and encodes 233 amino acids. The record is from RefSeq and is a predicted model, not a curated record. Gene Ontology annotation, molecular function: complement binding. The transcript has 7 exons. Gene Ontology annotation, biological process: complement activation.